Glarea lozoyensis ATCC 20868 is the source of this 1920-nucleotide messenger RNA. RefSeq lists its product as uncharacterized. The transcript has 3 exons. NCBI's taxonomy places the organism in Eukaryota, Fungi, Ascomycota, Leotiomycetes, Helotiales, Helotiaceae. The coding region runs from base 1 to 1920 and encodes 639 amino acids. The record is from RefSeq and is a predicted model, not a curated record.
AUGGCGAGCACCGCCUUAUUCGUGAUGGAGCGGGCUCUUUCGCAAGGCGCCCAAUUCAAUAAGACGAGAUUCAACGGGACUUUCGCUCAGGUUAAUGGGACUGCAAAGAGCAAUGCCACAUCAUUAUUGAUUCAGAAACUUGUCUUCGCGGAAAGCAAAUCAGUCAGGACCUCAACGAUCAUUCUCGCAGUAUUUAAUGUUUUGGCGGCACUUGCGACAGCUGCCAGCAUUUUAUACGACAGUUAUGUGGCGGGAAAGAGGUGUAAUCCCAAGUUCAAAUCAGUCAAGUGGUGUGUGAAGAGGAUACAUCCGGCGGAGAUAUUUCCACUAUUGCUUUCCGCUGGAAUUGCAAUUCAAGGUCUGGCGUUCGUGGGAGUUCAAUCGACUGGCUUGACAUCGCUCUUUACAAAGGGUUGCUCCGUGAUAGCUCAAGUUAUGUGGCCUGCGUUAUUUCUUGUGCCAUACGUCCAACUGGUUUUUGGAAUCGAGUGCGCACUUCGAUCAUUACGAGCGAUGCCAUUUCAGCCCAGGCAUAAAUUGACGGUUCCGAUAUUGGGAGUUAUAAUUUUGUUAAUGAUGAUUGCCACAUGGCUACCUUCGCAUUUAAUUCCCGAGAAUGAUGUAUGCUUCGCAUCACUAUUUUGGUAUAUUACGAGAUUUGGAAACAUCGGUCUUGUCAUAUUGUCCGUUGUUGCGGCAUUGAUGUUGGUUAGCGCCAUUACGAUAUUCGUUCGUUUGUCCAACAGCAAUUUGAUAGAUGAGGAUGAGCGAAUUGCUGCGUCAAGAAUGGUUUACUAUCUAAUCUUGGGCAUUAUAUCUCUGGCUUUCAUCAUCCCUUGGUUCGUUUCGCUUAACACAGGAAAUGGGGACUUGAAAGCUGCCAUGAUGGCAGCUGUUGUGGUAAAUUUGUCUGGACUGAUUAGCGGACUUUUGCAAUUGUUCUUGAGAGCCAACACAACAACCACAUCGUUCGGCCCACUUGCGUCCAGGGAUAAGAGGAAGCACGAAAUCAGAAUUUGGGGACCAAAUGAAUUGAUGUUCAGCAAUCACCUAAACUCUCCGCUUUCCGCUCCAAGAACACCAGUCGAAGUCGAUGCAGAAAUGGCACGUACCGAAAGUCGAUCACAAUUGGUCACACAAGAGAAAGGCCGUGUCUUCAGCAUGGAAUCCUUGAACAGCCUUUACAGCAACCACUCACCCACUUCGAAAUUCAAUGAACAAGCGUAUCCACCUAGGAUCAACGAACCAAAAGAACUGGAGGCAAAUUUAUAUGGUCUAAGCUCGCCUUCGCAAGGGACUGGAAGGAAACAGACGUACUCGCUAUUUCCGUCAGAAGGAGACAAUAAGUUGACUGUCAAUACUAGACAGGAGCCAACUUCGAUCUAUGAUAUCACAGACCUCCAACCACCGUCAAACGCAUUUGGACGUGGCCACAAGCGAGACUCUUCGAUACUAUCCACGGCGACGGUACAAAUCGGAUUGCGACUAUCACACGCUGUCUGCCCUAAUGCUGCAGUUCAAUUGCCACUGCCCCCAACCACCUAUAAACCCACCCCAAAUGCAAAGCUCACCGUACCAAAGCCACUACAGUUGAAGACGCAAACUCCUACAACAGUAACGCGACCCAGUCCCCUCGCCAACUCUUUCAGUCCCAAGACUAUCAGCCCCAAGCUUUUCAGUCCUAAAGCUUCCCCAUCUCUCAGCGCAAUCAACAAGACUCUUCCACCAACCCCUCGAUCAACCUCAUCACAGCUGCCGAACAGUCCAAUCACUCAACUGAGCCCAGCAGUCUACUCACCACAAGCCACUACCUCGCAGACAAAAACUGCAUCCCUUUCAAGGGGUCCGUUACGUGGAAAUCCGCUUAACAGUCCAGUAGCACCGUCAAAACCAGCGCCGAAGAAGAAUGAGUGGAUAUGA